UUUUAUCCCUCCAAUUGUUCCUGAAUCUGUGAUGCCCUGACUCUGACAUGUCGCAAUAGACGCUUCCCAUAUGUUAGAACUUUUUUAAAGAUAAACCUCAAGACGGCAAUCUAAAGUUACCGAGGGCCCCCUCCCGGACAUCUCAAGCGGAAUACAGUUGGAGCUGGUUUUGGAUUAUUUCUGCUGAUGUUCUGUGUACAGUAGUGUCACGAUGAGGAUGUAUAAGUCAAGGUGAGAAGGGCUUGCUGGGCAGAGCUGAGUGAAGCGGGAAGGAAGAGGGAAGCAAAAGCCAAAAAAAGACAGCGAAGGAGGAAGCUGGUGUGAAGAUGGCCGGUAACUCCGCCUGUAACGCUAAAUGUGUCGGUGAUGAGAUACUGGAUGCCAAACGUGAGCGUGAGGGAGAGCCCGACACAAAAGAGAGCGCAUCUAAAGAGGUGCCAUCCUCGCCUUACUUUGAGGUCAUCGAUGGGGUACUUUAUCGUAAGAAGUUGGAGAAGGGCUUCAUCAACUAUCGGGAAGUGUUGGACAAAGAGCGGCGGCAGAAUGCCAUUGCCACCUUUCACCACAAGCGCCCUGGGAGUCGACACCACACCUUGGAGGACACCUACAGAUACGUGGCUGAGAAUUACUGGUGGGAAGGUAUGUACUUCCACAUCCGGGAGUACGUGAUGAACUGCCAGGAGUGUCAGAUGCAGCCGGAAGGACAUGAGAUACGCUCCAAGUCGCUGGUUUCCAAGACGUUGGAAUCCCACAGCAAUGACCUCUUGGGCAAGCUGAAGGGCCAGUGGGAAGAGGGGCUCUUCUGUGACAUCACCCUAAAGACAGGUGGGCGCUCCUUCUGUGCACACAAGGCAGUGCUGGCAGCCGUCAGCGAGUACUUCCAGGAGAUCUUCGCUGAGAUGGCCUCUUCACCCACUCCGCAGUCUGACAUUGAUCUUACUGGUUUUAGUGCAGAGAGCUUCCUUCCCCUGCUGGAGUUCUCCUACACCUCCACUCUGUCCCUGAAGCUCGAGGACCUGACGGAGGUGUCCACCAUGGCACGUCAUUUUCGAAUGUGGGCCGUGGUGGAAGCUUGCCGGGCCAUCCAGAGGGAGCAGGGAGCCGGCACCGGGAAGAUUUGCCUGAAGUCUGAGCCUUGUGCUGGGGGCUACUCAUUUGAGUCCUCCAGCCCCAGGCUCUUGGAGGACUCCAGCAGCCAGCAUGAUGGCCCUGCUGUCAUCAGCACUGAGAGGAUCACCGGAAUGAGGAAGAGGAAGAGUGCUGAGAAGGAAGAGGAUCCUGCUGGAAAUUUGGGAUCUCUUGGGAAUUGCAGGGAGUCUGUGCUAGACCAGAGUUUUAAACUGACACUGGAACCAUCUGAUGAGUCAGGGGUCGAGACACCAAGCAAAUUGGUGAAGUUCACUCAUCAGUCACCAAAACAUGGACAGCAGGAUGGAAAUGGCCUCCCUUGCAGCCCAACCCGCAGGCUAAAGCUUAUGGACUUCAAAUCCCCAUCCAGUAAGGGUAAAGCAUCCCACCAGAGCCUCUCCAUUAGUCAUCCACCUGUACGCAUCUUACGCUCGACACCCACAGUUUCCCAGCAGCAGCUAGAGCCCACAGUAGAACAUAUUAGAGAUGUACCAUCUGCUGUCCCCUCGUCUAGCUCCCGGAAGCGCAAACCGAGGAUCGGUUUCCCACAGGCCAGCCAGGAGGGCACCCCAGUAAAAGAGGAGCCGCUGGAGGAGGAAGUGCAUAGCCCCAGGACGCUGGAGAAGUAUCGGCUGCUGAGUGUGUUAGGCCUUCAGCGAAAGUGCCUCCUGCCUGGGCCUGAGGAGUUGACAGGCUGGAGACAGAAGAAGAGACUACGUAAGCUCAAAGUGGACAGCUACUCCCUGACGGCCCGUCGGAAGCCCCGAGUCCAGGGCAAAGCCAGUAGCUCCGGAGUCAGUGGACCUUCCAUCACAGACAGUAGUGAAAGGAACGUCACAUUCCUUGACAGGGUGAUUAAGACCGAGCCACCUGAACCCAUUAGCCUGGAGGACAUGAGUCGGAAGAAUACGGCCUGCCCCCUGCUGGUUGCUGGUGAGCAUAGCCACAGGUCCAACACUUUUCAAGAAGAGAGGGGGUUGAGGCGCUCCAUGAGGGGCAGGAGCUCUCCCCCAUUAGUCCGCCCCAACCUUCGGGCUGGGAACGCAGAAAGGGCCUCCCGUGUGCCGAAGGAGAAGCCUGUGCGUAUAAAAGCGGAGCCUUCCUCAUUCCCCAUCCAGCCCCUGGCUGCUGCCACACGCAGCCGUGUGAGCGCACGCCUCUGUCAUCAUGGAGAUCCCCUCUUCUCUCUCAAGUUGAAGAGAUCUGCAGUCAAGGGCUGCUCCCUGAAUGAGCUGUCCACCAGGGUCACGAGGAGAACAGUCCAGGUAGCUCGUUGCGGUGGAGGUCGGCCAGCUGCAAGAACCGAGAUGGAGCGGAACUGCGUGCGUGUUGCAAAAAAGAAGAAGAAGAAGAAGAAGAAGAAGAAGAAAAAGGACAUAAAGGUCAGAGCAGCAGGACACAGAGGAGCACCAGCCAAAGCUGCCCGAGUAAUGGAGGGAGUGAGAAAGCAUGGUGGAUGUCGUCAAAGUAGCCCCGGGACUGGGACCGGGACCAGCACCCGCACCCACCGUCACGGUCACCACCUUCUUGGAGUGAUUAAGGAUGAGCCAGUGGACCCCAUUCCUCUGUCUGUUGAUGCCAUACCAGAGCUGGGGAAGAGGCAGAGCAAGCCCCCCAUGAAGCUGCUGGACCCUGGCUUCCUCUUCAGCUUUUGCAGACCCAUCAGCUCCAUCAAGAAGGAGGAGGAGGAGCGUGUGGACAUCUGCCUGACCCGCUCCAUGGCCCAUUCCAUGACCCCGAGACCCAGCACACGGAAGCAAAGUGGCAGGAGCGCGGCAGACAUCUCGAGUCGUACACGUAGCGCCAUCAGGGAAGCCCACGCUUCACGCAUCCGCAUCCGUAGCCCUGGGCGAAUGGAGCCUGGGGCGGGCACGUCGCGGACGAGGACGAGACUUGCUAGCACAGAGAGGGAGCUCCUCAAUGGCUUCCGUCGACUCGGCUUGCCCGGAACAGCAAGGCCAAAGGUGAAACGGGAACAACCAAAGAAAAAUCUGCGACUGCCCCCCCUCCAGGGUCGUCACUUGCUUCUCCUGGGUUCAGUUCGGCGGACGAGAGUGAAGCAGCUGCGGCAGGCGCGUGGCCGCUCUCCCGUGACGUCGCACACCUGCUUUCAGUGCCGGGUCACCUACAGAAACUGCGAGGCGCUGAUCAUGCACCGCAUUCGCCACAUUGAGGGCAAGCACUGGCCUUGUCCGCUGUGCAGCAAGACUUUCUUCAGGCAGCGCAAUGUGCAGAGCCAUAUCCGCACACAUGACCACAAACUAUACAAAUGCCCCCGCUGCCUCUCUGCCUCCUGAUGCUGGUCCCCACACCCGAAGGGGGGGGAUCCUAGCCAUAAACAUAAUGCAGCCUGGAGUGUUCCAUCAUGCAGAAAAAAAUUUUUUUUUUUUUUUUUUUACUCCAAAUUCCCAUUAGUGUACAUUUGCUUUAGUUCAAUAAAGCACUUUUUUGCUUCCUUUUUACUUAUUAUU
This is a messenger RNA of Scleropages formosus (Asian bonytongue), 3599 nucleotides long. RefSeq lists its product as uncharacterized. Lineage: Eukaryota; Metazoa; Chordata; Actinopteri; Osteoglossiformes; Osteoglossidae. Gene Ontology annotation, biological process: regulation of transcription by RNA polymerase II. The record is from RefSeq and is a predicted model, not a curated record. Gene Ontology annotation, molecular function: protein binding; DNA-binding transcription factor activity, RNA polymerase II-specific; RNA polymerase II cis-regulatory region sequence-specific DNA binding. Bases 327 to 3425 code for a protein of 1032 amino acids. The transcript has 6 exons.